GGUAGGUAACGUGAUCUGCGGUGUUUAUCGCAUUAAUGUAAAGAUGGCGAGAGUUUUCCACAACUUGCUCAUGUUUACAAUGGGACUCACGCUGAGGAUCCGAGUUUUGGGGUAUUGGUCGUUGAUAUACGGUUAUUGUGGCCUCUGCACUGCCGUAGCGCUGCUGAAACUUUGGUGGAACAUCAUUUUAAGGCCGUCAACAACCUUCCAGUGGGGAAUUCGCGAAACUCCCCCUGCAUGCCUGAACGACACGUCCUUGGGAACCCACUGUUAUGUUAGAAUAAAGGUAAGGCACAGCUGGUGAGAGGGAUUAGGAAAUAGCCUUUUGUGUUUAUGAGAGGUCUGCAUAGGUAAUUUUGUAUGCGCCUAGCUUGCCUGUAGCAUUGAAAUCAGAAAUAAAUCAAAAUAGGCCUUCAGGCUACAUGCAAAUCGUGGGCGCAUCUGUUUAUUCAUUUUUUUUGGCAUUUCAGGGAAACGUUAUGCAGGUAUAAGAUUUUCAGUGUAGGUAGGUUACUGUUAUUAUUGUCUGCGCUCACUUCUGAGGUAGUGCUGAAAAGAGCUCCCUAGUAGCAGCAGCUAUAUUAUCCUGUUGUGAUUCGUGACAAAUGUCAGUCCGAGAAUGAAGGGAGGCUAAACUGUAGAUUCACCUUUUAAUUUGUAUUUUCUGUUUAAAUGUUUAUUUAUGAACACAAUAUCCCCCAUAUGCCUGCCCAUAAUAAUAAUGUGGCAGUUCAGUUGUAAGAAUAAUAUCUGUCACUUGAAAUCCAAAGUAACUGGGAUUUAACUUUGUGUCAGUAAAUAGCCAAGCUACAUUUCGCCAGAAUAAACUUGAGCUGUGUAUCUGGGGUAAUUAGGAUACUGUGAUGUUGUUCACAAUCAGAAGUGAGAUACUGAAAAAUAUGUCUAGGUUGUAGAAUCGAAGGACCAUUAAAAAUAGGGGGAAAACAUAGGUGCUGGUUUUAGGCCGGUGGCAACCACGAAAGGGUUCCGUCCAGAACAAGAGGAAGCAGUAUUUCAGUUUCAGGGGGUUUAAUAAAUGAUCCACAUACACAUCCAACACCACUCUGACAGUAUGAGAAUGAUUGUGGUUUUAUAUUAUGCACGCACAAAUACAGCUAAAACAUGGUGGAACUUGGACUUCUGAGGACAACUCACGAAGUCUACACCACAACCAGGGUUUCCAGGUCAUGCUACAAUAUCGAGCCCAAUGACCACUCAAAACCCGCCCAAAAGGCCUGAAAACUAGCCCCAUGUUUUUUUCACAGCAAGAGAGGAGUUGCCAUAUUUAUACAAUACCACUUUUUUCCAUAACGUUAUCGAGCCAAUUAAGACGGAAUAUCAUAGUAACUUGAAACGACGUUAGAAGCAAAAUUCGGGGUUCCUCAAAAUAAUAAUUAUUGCAAGCUAUGACAUGACCUUAUAAAGGAAUUUGAAUAUGUGGCAAGAGAAAGGAUAAUUCGCCCUUAUUAAACUCGCCUGAUCAUUUGCACAAGGGGUUAUGGUAUAUUGCCAAUAUACCACGGCUAAGGGCUGUUCUUAAGCAUGAUGCAACGCUGGGCUCCCGAGUGGCGCAGCGGUCUAAGGCACUGCAUCUCAGUGCUUGAGGCGUCACUACAGACCCCUGGUUCGAUUCCAGGCUGUAUCACAACCGGCCGUGAUUGGGAGUCCCAUAGGGCUGCGCACAAUUGGCCCAGCGUCGUCCGGGUUUGGCCGGUGUAGGCGUCAUUGUAAAUAAGAAUGUGUUCUUAACUGACUUGCCUAGUUAAAUAAAGGUUAAAUAAAAAAUAUACCGCAAAUGCUGAGGGGUGCUUUAUUGCUAUUAUGAACUGGUUACCAACGUAAUUACAACAGUAACAAUUAAUGUUUUGUCAUAAGCUUGGUAUAUGGUCUGAUAUACCACGGCUUUCAGCCAAUUCAGGGCUCGAACCAGGUUUAUAAUUGUAAAUAAAUCCCCCUUUGCGCAUGUGCAUAGCUAUAGAUAAAUCAAACAGGAGAGUUUGAGUGAUGAAAGUUGGACAGAGGAUCUCGAAACACUUGGCUGAACAUAAAAAACAAAUGUUAGGCUAUUUUCUGGCAAUUGUGCUGUUAUUAUGUGCCAAAUGGUAAGACUACAAAUGGCCCCUUUGCGAGAUUGACUUAUCAUUUCAAUAGGCAUAGGCUACAGACUAAAAUCUGGGUUUAUGAUUGUAAUUCCAUUUUGCCAUGGUUUGCUUGGAUAAAGGCAGGUAGCCUAUAGCCCUUGAUAGGCCUACAUCUCAUUUCAGAUAGUCUACAGUAGCCUAGGCAAGAUGUAGGCAAGAUGUAAACUGAACGAUUUAGCAGCUUGCUUAGUUCAAAUGAACAGACUAAUUUAUUCAACAUGAAUAGUGAGGCGAUUUGGACACACCUACUCAUUCAAGUGUUUUUCUUUAUUUUACUAUUUUCUACAUUGUAGAAUAAUAGUGAACACAUCAAAACUAUGAAAUAACACAUAUGAAAUCAUGUAGUAACCAAAAAAGUGUUAAACAAAUCAAAAUAUAUUUUAAAUUUGAGAUUCUUUAAAUAGCCACCCUUUGAUGACAGCUUUGCACACUCUUGGCAUUCUCUCAACCAGCUUCACCUGGAAUGCUUUUCCAACAAUCUUGAAGGAGUUACCACAUAUGCUGAGAACUUGUUGGCUGCUUUUCCUUCACUCUGCAGUCCAUCUCAUCCCAAACCAUCUCAAUUGGGUUGAGGUCGGGUGAUUGUGGAGGCCAGGUCAUCUAAUGCAGCACUCCAUCACUCUCCUUCUUGGUCAAAUAGCCCUUACACAGCCUUUAGGUGUGUUGGGUCAUUGUCCUGUUGAAAAACAAAUGAUAGUCCCACUAAGCCCAAACCAGAUGGGAUGGCGUUUCGCUGCAGAAUGCUGUGGUAGCCAUGCUGGUUAAGUGUGCCGGCAGGUAGCUUAGUAGUUAAGAGCGUUGUGCCAGUAACCGAAAGGUCGCUGGUUCUAAUCCCCGAGCCGACUAGGUGAAAAAUAUGUCUGUGACCUUUGCAAGGCACUUAACCUUAAUUGCUCCUGUAAGUCGCUCUGGAUAAGAGUGUCUGCUAAAUGACAACAAAAAAAAAAUCUAAAUAAAUCACAGACAGUGUCACCAGCAAAGCACCCCCACAACAUAACACCUCCUCCUCCAUGCUUUACGGUGGGAACUACACAUGCGGAGAUCAUCCGUUCACCCACAUGCGUCUCACAAAGACACGGCGGUUGGAACCACAAAUCUCAAAUUUGGACUCCAGACCAAAGGACACAUUUCCACUGGUCUAAUGUCCAUUGCUCGUGUUUCUUGGCCCAAACAGGUCUCAUCUUCUUAUUGGUGUCCUUUAGUAGUGGUUUCUUUGCAGCAAUUUGACAAUGAAGGCCUGAUUCACACAGUCCCCUCUGAACAGUUGAUGUUGAGAUGUGUCUGUGACUUGAACUCUGUGAAGCAUUCAUUUGGGAUACAAUUUCUGAGGCUGGUCACUCUAAUGAACUUAUCCUCUGCAGCAGAGGUAACUCUGGGUCUUCCAUUCCUGUGGCGGUCCUCAUGAGAGCCAGUUUAAUCAUAGCGCUUGAUGGUUUUUGCGACUGCACUUGAAGAAACUUUCAAAGUUCUUGACAUUUUCUGUAUUGACUGACCUUCGUGUCUUAAAGUAAUGAUGGACUGUUGUUUCUCUUUGCUUAUGUGAGCUGUUCUUGCCAUAAUAUGGACUUUGAUCUUUUACCAAAUAGGGCUAUCUUCUGUACACCCUCCCCUACCUUUUCACAACACAACUGAUUGGCUCAAACACAUUAAGAAGGAAAGAAAUUCCACAAAUUAACUUUUAAGAAGGCACACCUGUUAAUUGAAAUGCAUUCCAGGUGACUACCUCAUGAAGCUGGUUGAGAGAAUGCCAAGAGUGUGCAAAGCUGUCAUCAAGGCAAACCCUUGAAUGAGUAGGUGUGUCCAAACUUUUGACUGGUAGUGUAUAUGAACUGAAUAUGCUCGUCAACAACAGCCACUGUUUAUUUUUUAGAAUUUGUUUUACCGAUAUCCUAAUCUGACUACUGUUACUGUCAAUCUAAUGUAACAACUGAUCAGCAAUUGCGAUAGAGCUUUGAUAAUUUCCAAUUUAAUAAACUAAACAUGUCCAUUAAUAAUUGCAUAACAACACAAGGCUACAACAACAAUAAACUGAAGUUAUAGGUUAUUUAUUAAAUUGGUUUGCCGGCUCGAGGUAGGCUACACAAGUGGCACAAAUUGAUUAGCAAUGACUACAUUGAUUUUGUAAUUUCAUCAUAUUUAUUGUAUCAAAUGGUAGUCUACAAUGGCAUAUACAUUAAUAGGCUAGUUGAUGGCCAACAGAGGCAAAUUGAUCAUUCUUCAGAUUUAUCCUAAUGUCAGUUUCAUUGGGGACUUCCCACCCCCAUAAAAAGAACCACGCGAGGGACUUCCAUAACUUCCAUUUCAAAUUUCCACUUGGUUAGCCCCCGUGACCCAAGAACUGAGCAUGCAUAAAGCACUUUGAUUGAUCCUGAUUUCUUUAAGCAGUCAACAUUAGAAUGCAGUUCAAACCACCUCCGAGCGUAUUUAUGUAAUGCGCCCAAAGUCGUUUUCCAGUGCUUUGUCUCCAUUCUUUCUUGAUGUGCAUCAGUUCUAGCAUAUUAAUGUUUUAUGAAAAAUGGGUUGGAAAUAGGUGACUCCAUAAUGACAAUCUAAAUAGCCUACCUACAACUGGUAAAACGUUGUCACAACGUGACUCGGCCAAUAGCUGUACUGCUCUCUCAACACACAACACACUCCUCCGGCCCUCCCCACCACUCACUCACUCAGCAACAGCCUGUCUCACUGCCUGACAGUCAGCAGCAGGUCACAGUGAAGUAUAUACAUAUUUUUAAGAGAAAUGCCAUGGCGGCCGCGGUGCAACUUAGAAAUAGCCCAAAAACCCGCAACCCGCGACAAAUACAUUUUAACCCGCGACAUCGUUUUCAAUGUAGCCCAAUUUGGCGGAAAAAACGUGAACAUGGCAACAUUGAUCACAACUCACUGGCUGGAGGUGGGACAAGUGAUAGAGAAUGUCUCUGAUUGGUUAGAAACGGAAGGGUGAGGAGCUGUUGGGCAUUCUAACUAAGGGGACAAACUAGGGAUGCAUAGAGACUUACCAUAACUGACUGCAUGGCCGUUUUUACAGCUGCCCCCAAAUGUGUUGUAUAGAUUUGCACUCAAUAACAAAGGGCAGCAAGGGCAGACAGUCACUGAGAGGGAUGACUUGAAGACUUGUGGUCAUCCAGCGAGGCAGAGACGUUAACCAGACGGGCGACUGGUCUACCAGAUGUCCUGUCUCUUGGUGCAGCUGGCCGCCCCGUCACAAAGGUGCUUGAGGUCAGCAGAUCAGGGUGUGUGACAUGGCAGGGGCCAGUGUAGGCUGUAAGGCUGUUCUGGAAGAUGGGAGCCAACAGGAAGCAGUGAAGGCUUGUAAGGCCCCCCAGCGGAGGAGCUGGAGUUAUCUUGACCCCCGGCAUGGUCUCAACAAGGACCCUGGGACUGGAUACUUUGGUGGCUGGAUCCAUAAAGUAGCAACGGGUGGUUGCCACCUGACAGGCUGGACCCAGGCAGAGGGACCAGGUGAAGGCCCCGGAUCAGGAGGUCGUGCUGCAGCAGGAAGACCAGACGAAGGCCCCGGGACUGCAGAUGGCAAGGUCGCAGGUCUCAACGAAGGUUUCAGGACUGGGGACCGCAGGGCCACAGCAGAGCUUAACGAGGGCCUCCGGACUGAAGACGGUGAGGGCGCCCACGUCAGCGACAGGAGCGGCCCCCAGGACAGGAGCUGAGAUCAACUGGAUCCCCACAGCAGCGACAUGCAGAGAUCUCAGGACAGGAGACAGCUGCACACCUGAAAGAGAGGGAGAUAAAGACCCAAAGGUGGGAGAAUCUGGAACCCUGGGUCCAGGAGAAAAUGACUGCGUGACCAGAGCUGUUGACUUGGGGCCUGACAGAGCUAGUGACUUGGGGCCUGACUGGGCUACAGACUGUGAGCUAGGGGAUGUUAUAUCUAUCAGGACAGAACGCUCUGGGCCUUCUGGGAUAGGAAAUUGAGGACUAAGGCAGCCUCCCGCACCUCUCUGAUUCAGAGGGGUUGGGUUAAAUGUGGGAAACACAUUUCGGUUGAAUGCAUUCAGUUGUGCAACUGACUAGGUAUCCCCUUUCCCUAGGUGAUCAGGGAACUGAGGGCUAAGAUGCUCUGGACCUACUGAGGCUAUAGACUGAGGACCUAGUAGGGUAGAGAGUGAGGUGUCUCCUAUGACAAGACACUGAACACCUCGGUCAGGAGGGUCUCCCAAGGCUGGAGCUAGCGGGACACAGUUCGGAGGGGCUGGCAAGAACCCCAAGGCUAAGACUGGCAGGGACUUACCAGGCCUGGACAGCAGACACGGUCCGAGCCACUGCAGCAGAGACUGGAGGGGUUUCCAGGGAGGAGCAGGGAGACAUCUUUGGACAGCAGCAGGCUGGACGUCGAAGGUAGGACUAGGCAGAUCCCACCAGGCAGGGACCGGAAAGGGCUGAGUGGCAGGGCUGGACUUGGCGCCUACAGCAGCUGCAUGCAGUGCUCCCACAUUAUGGACCACCUGACAUUCAGAGGUGUCGGAUGGAGUAGGAGUAGGCUUCUCACUCAGGGUGAACUCUGGCAGCUCCUCCGUCCUUUGAGAAGUAUGUAGGUCUUCCUACUCGCGAACAGUCAGGGAUGUGAGGAUUGAUCUUGGGUCCAGAACAGGGGUCGGCAAAACCUCUGUCAUUGGAGACGGCGAUGGCACCACUGGGUACCAGUUGAGACUCUGCGACAGGAGCUGGUUGGAACACCGUGGGGUGCUCCCCCAGGGUGAGCUUGGGUAGCUCCUCUGUCCCUGGAGAAGACUGUAGAACCGCUGGACCUCAUUCUGGCGCUUCUGUUGUAGUAUCUGUUGCAUGACAAUCUCUGAGAUGAUGUCAUCAACUUCUUGGGCAGCUUGGUGGCACAAGUCACUGUUCUCCUCCUCUAAGACUUAUUUCAGUUGUAAGAAGAGAGAACUGUUGAAGGACUGGCUGAGCCAGUCAGAUGACAACUGGCAGUGUCCAUCAGGUAAAUACUGGCAACGGUGAUCGGGUGGACUGUAGGAACCGUCCAUCUUCCUGACUGCUUUAAUAAGUUCAUCAAUCGAAUCACGCUGGCUGUGUAAACGCAGCCAGCGUUGUCACUGGCGGUCCAUGCUCAGCUCGACACUAAAACAUGGUGCAACUUGUCUUCAGAGGAGAACUCAGUGUCCACUUGUCUUCACCGCAACUCACUGGUUGGAGGCGGGACUUACAACGCGAAAGUGACAGAGAAUGUCUCUGGUUAGAAAUAGAAGGGUGAUUGACUAAGAGGAUGUCCGGCAUUCUAACUAAAAGGACAAACUAGGGUUGCAUAGAGACAUACCAUAACUGACUGCAUGGCUGUUUUUACAGAUACAGUAAGCUACAAGUCCAUGCAUAUGAACUAAAACCAAACAAAUGAAUUCACAAAUUACUCAAUGGUUUGACCAUAAAAACAACCUAUUCUACAAACCAUUAAAACAUGAAUGUACAAUAAUUUGAAUAAAAUUGGCUAUAAAUGUCAGUGACAGAUUUUAUAAUAUACAGAAUGUGUCAUACUGGAAUGACCAGACGGCAGGCCAGGGCUGAGUUUAUGCAAUGGCCCUGCUCUGUCCCUGUUCUAUCCCUGUUUUACAGUGCCAUAAAGCACACCGUGAUGUUGGAGGAUGAGAGUUUUAUGUCACAGAGAGUAGACAGUAUCUUCAUCCUAAAUGGCACCAUAUUCCCUACAUCAGGGCUGCCCCAACCCUCUUCCUGGAGAUCUACUGUCCUGUAGGUUUUCAGUCCAACCCUCAUUUAGCAUAUCUGAUUCAGCUAGUUAAGGUCUUGUUGAGCAGCUAAUAAGUAGAAUCAGGUGUGUUAAAUUACGGUUUGACUGAAAAGCCACAGGACGGUAGAUCUCCAGGAAGACGGUUGGGCAGCCCUGUCCUAUAUAGUGCACUAGGACUCUGGUCAAAAGAAGUGCACUGGAAUAGGGCUAAUGCAACUGUAAGUUGCUCUGGAUAACAGCUUCUGCUAAAUGACUAAUUUGGGGUGCAGCCAGAGAGCAGUAACAGCCUAUGUGAUAGAGGGCAGGGAAGGGAUGACAUCAUAUUAUAGUGUGUCCCUGGUGACUGACUGAUCUCUGUCUUCUGUCUCUGUCUUUAUUCUCAGGAGUCUGGUCUGAGGUUUCACUAUGUUGCUGCUGGAGCGAGAGGGAAACCACUCAUGCUGUUUUUGCAUGGCUUCCCAGAGUUUUGGUAAGACAUCUAGACUACACACUGCAUCUGCACAUUAUAUACACAUAUGGGGCCGGUAUCCCGACCCGGACACAGAUUAAGCCUAGUCCUGGACUAAAAGGCACUUUCAAUAGAAAUUCUUAAUUUAUCUUGCUUUUUUGUCCAGGAAUAUCUUGUCUUAAUAUAGACUAAACUGUUGUAUUGUUAUUGCCUGUCAGGUUAAGUUUUGUUUUGUCUAUUUGUGUUUUUAUAGUGAAAGCAUUUUGGAAAGGAGCUCUAUUAUAAACUAACCAACCAGUUUCCCAUGAAUCACCAACCCCAUACAGUAGCCCACUGCUGUAUCGACCCCAUACAACAUUAUUCUAGCUUGGGUGUCCAAUCAAAAACAAAUUUUUUGACCAAUGGGUAAAAUAAUAUGUUAAUUAUGUAGGUACUCCUCUAAGAAAACCUAAUGUCUCUAUCAUAAUCCGUUCAAAAAUUAUUGGAGUUUUUACUUGUUUUAUAAAACAAGAGGUAAGAUAGAUAUCGAUUUUGAGACAUGACAUGUAGUAUUUUCAUAUUUUAGUAUACGCUUUUCAUAUUAAUGUGAAAUUCCUGUUAUUUUUCUAAGAUUUCUCAGUAAAACAAGCAUAUCUUUGUGAAAUGUCAACAGAGCACUGAGCGUACCCAAAGGUUUUUAUUUUCAACACCUUUUACAUUUAAUUCAGCUCGUAUCAUGUUAAUUUAGAUUUUUGAGACCCGCGGAAAUAACUUUGCAGAAGAUGUAAAAUCCUCAAAAGUCGCUGCGAGAAGCGGUACCGCGCUGUCAACAGAGCUCGGUGCUUAUUAUCGGAUGCAUUAGGUUACGAAAUACGACUUUUUGGAUAUAAUGUUAAUGAUAUGUUACAGAAAGACCCCACUGAACGAUUCAGAACAUGAUCAUAUUUGUCUUGGUAAAAUAUAUUUUAUAACAUAAGGAAGUGAAAUUUCAGCACCAAAGCGCGUUUUCACUCUAUGUAACCAACGCUUUGACCUCUUCUCUACUGUACAUUGCUACUGCAUUAUAAGAACAUCUCAUAGUUGAGAUCUUCAUACUACAGUAUGGCCUGUAAGGCUCAGUUGGUAGAGCAUGGUGCUUGCAAUGCCAGGAUUGUGGGUUCGAUUCCCGUGCAACCCAGACGUAGAAUGUAUGCACGCAUGACUGUAAGUUGCUUUGGAUAAAAGCGUCUGCUAAAUGGCAUAGAUUUUAUACAGUGAGCUCAAAAGGUAUUGGGACAGUCACACAUUUUUUGUUUUGGCUCUGUGCUUGAAAUUUGAAAUAAUACAAUGACUGAGGUUAAAGUGCAGACUGUCAGUUUUAAUUAGAGGGUAUUGUCAUCCAUAUCGGGUGAAUCGUUUAGAAAUUACAGCGCUUUUUGUACAUAGUCCUCCCAUUUUAGGGGACCAAAAGUAUUGGGACAAAUUCACUUAUGUUUAUUAAAGUAGUCAAGUAGUAUUUGGUCCCAGAUUCCUAGCACGCAAUAAUUACCUCAAGCUUGUGACUCUACAAACUUGUUGGAUGCAUUUGCUGUUUGUUUUGGUUGUGUUUCAGAUUAUUUUGUGCCCAAUAGAAAUGAAUGGUCAAUAAUGUAUUGUCAUUUUGGAGUCACUUUUAUUGUAAAUAAGAAUAGAAUAUAUUUCUAAACACUUCUACAUUAAUGUGGAUGCAACCAUGAUUACGGAUAGUUCUGAGUGAAUGAGUGAGAAAGUUAGACGCACAAAUAUCAUAGCCCCCCCCCCAAAAAAUGCUAACCUCCCCUGUUUUUGUAAUGGUGAGAGGUUAGCAUGUCUUGGGGGUAUGAUAUUUGUACGUCAAACUUUCUCACUCAUCAUAAUUCACUAAAUAUCAUACCCCCAAGACAUGCUAACCUCUCACCAUUACAAUAACAGGGGAGGUUAUCAUUACUAAACCUUUGACCACUUUAAUACACAUAAGGGAAUUAGUCGCAAUACUUUUGGUCUCCUAAAAUGGGGGGGACUAUGUACAAAAAGUGCUGUAAUUUCUAAACGGUUCACCCGAUUUAUGGAUGAAAAUGUACCGUAAUUGUAUCAUUUCCAAUCUAAAGUGCUGGAGUACAGAGCCAAAACAACCAAAAAUGUGUCACUGUCCCAAUACUUUUGGAGCUCACUGUAUAUUAUUAAUGAACGGGUCUUCUUGGGUCUAUUCCGCCUCACUGCCCAUCUACUGCACAGGAAUUAAUGAUGAACUCUCAUGUAUCCCAAAUGGCACCCUAUUCUGUAUAUAGUGCACUACUUUUGACCAGAACCCUAUGGGCACUGGUCAAAAGUAGUGUGCUAUAUAGGGAAUAGUGUGCCUUUUGGGAUGUCUCUCUGCCUUGCUAGCUGGACAGAAAGACUCUUACACUUACGACUUUCUUCUCCCAAUUAUUUCAGUGUUAAAAAAGUACUAAACCCAAGCUUCCCUAUUCACUCUGAAUAGAGAGAGGGUUUGGGUGUGGGGGGUUGGUGUUUGAGAUGGGGUUAUGUGGAGGAACUGGAAGUGCCUGUGUUAUUUUAAACCUCAUCUAUAUUCUAAGACGUUGGGUUUCUCUGUUCCAGAUCGGUGUCCCAAAUGGCACCCUAUUCCCUAGUGCACUACUUUUAACCAGGGCCCGUAGGACUCUGGUCAAAAGUAGUGCACUAUAUAGGGAAUAGGGUGUCAUUUGGGACACCGCCCAGCUCUUAUCCUGACUCAUCAGAACCCCAGUCAGGCCUUGUGGUCCUCCUCUAUGGGGGUUUCAUUCUGAGGAGCCUCGGCCUCCAGUCCACAGCAGACAAGAUCUUCAAUUAGAGAGCUUUUCCUCUCCACUAUGAUGACACUGAGGAUUAGAAUCGAGGGGAAAAAACAUCUAUUAUACAAAGGUGACCUGCACUCAGUUUGGAAGGGAAGAAGGGAAACUGAGUGCCAGUAGAAAUAAUGCAGUUAAGGAUAUAUCAACUUUGUGGGUGUAUUCAAGAGAGAAACACAGUUGAUCUGUAAGUGGUUUUUCAACUGUGUGCACUAUACUGAAUGUCGUCUUUUGAUUGCAGUAGUGAAGAUAGGGUUUAAUUAUGAAGUACUGUCCUGUGUGACUUUCCCAUGUCAUUAAGACGAAGAUGGUUGUUGUGUGUAUCUCUUUGUCUCUCUCCCUCUCUUUCAACCUCUCUCUGUCUCUUUGUCUCUCUCUCUUUCUCUCUCUCCCUCUCUUUCAACCUCUCUCUGUAUCUUUGUCUCUCUCUCUUUGUCUCUCUCGCUCUCUCCCUCUCUUUCAACCUCUCUCUGUCUCUUUGUCUCUCUCUCUGUCUCUCUCGCUCUCUCCCUCUCUUUCAACCUCUCUCUGUCUCUUUGUCUCUCUCUCUUUGUCUCUGUCUCUCUCUCGGGAUGUCUGUCUAUCUGCCUCCAGGUUUUCCUGGCGCCACCAGCUGCGUGAGUUUAAGAGUGAGUACCGUGUGGUGGCUGUUGACAUGCGAGGCUACGGGGAGUCUGACUUGCCAUCAUCCACAGAGAGCUACCGCUUUGACUACCUGGUCACAGACGUCAAGGACAUUGUGGAAUACCUAGGUGAGAGUGGACAACCACAUCUUUUAUCUGUAUCUUAUAUCAAUGUUUUCAUUAGUUUACUUAGUUUAUACACAAAGACACAAGGAGACAGGUGUAUGUUGUAUAUAUGAUGGAAGAUUUAAAAAAACAUGCCCACUCUGAUUCACUGAUGAACACUUUCGGGACCAUGACUACCCGUAUUAUGAAACAUCACUCCAUGGGGACAAAGAGAGAGGGUGACACAGCCUGGUGUAUUGAGCUGAGUCAAAGUUUCUCAUUGUAGCUAUACUGUGUGGAUUGGACAGCCUGUGGAACACCCGUGGGCCCACAACACAGCAGGACAUGACAGGCUUCCUCUGACUCAUGGUGACUGACUAUGGGUAGUCGUGCUGACACAUAAUGCACGCGCACACACACACACUACAGAGCUGGCAGCACGGAGCACACUCACUCAGUGAAACUGGAAGCAUUCAUAGACCUGGGGGCCUCUAUGUAAGACCAGUGUCCCUCACCUUGUGUAAGGCUGAUAUUUCAAAUAGCAGUACAACUGACAGUAUUAUUUGCUUUACAUGGAAAAGAAUGUCAAUUUUUACAACAAAGAAGAUGAGCUGUGGUCAUAAUAUAUUAUAUUCAUCAUGCAAUACUCCUGCCCAAAACACAAAACAUAAUCUGUUGCACUUGCACACCAGACUGGCUCCGUUGUUUCCAAUAAGCUGACUAGGAAGAUGACUGAUACGCUGAAUAAUCAGGCAUCACAUUGUUUUCACUGUACACUGUAAUAGGAUUGUUCUUCUUCAGGAGGUAUCUUGGCAAGAAGGCUCAACUGAGAGAAGGUGAAUGGAUGGUGCUGGACAUGCGCGCACACACUCACAGACUCUCCUCCAUCUCUCCUCAGGUUACAACAGAUGUUACCUGGUCGGCCAUGAUUGGGGAGGAACCAUCGCCUGGCUGUUCGCCAUCCACUACCCCGAGAUGGUGACCAAACUCAUUGUCCUAAAUUGCCCCCAUCCCUCUGUCUUCACUGGUAGGUCCUAAACUGCCUCCAUCCCUCUGUGUUUACUGAUAGGUCCUCAAACUGCCCCCAUCCCUCUGUGUUUACUGAUAGGUCCUCAAACUGCCCCCAUCCCUCUGUGUUUACUCAUAGGUCCUCAAACUGCCCCCAUCCCUCUGUGUUUACUGAUAUGUCCUCAAACUGCCCCAUCCCUCUGUGUUUACUGAUAGGUCCUCAAACUGCCCCCAUCCCUCUGUGUUUACUGAUAGGUCCUCAAACUGCCCCCAUCCCUCUGUGUUUACUGAUAGGUCCUCAAACUGCCCCCAUCCCUCUGUGUUUACUGAUAGGUCCUCAAACUGCCCCCAUCCCUCUGUGUUUACUGAUAGGUCCUCAAACUGCCCCCAUCCCUCUGUGUUUACUGAUAGGUCCUCAAACUGCCCCCAUCCCUCUGUGUUUACUGAUAGGUCCUCAAACUGCCCCCAUCCCUCUGUGUUUACUGAUAGGUCCUCAAACUGCCCCCAUCCCUCUGUGUUUACUCAUAGGUCCUCAAACUGCCCCCAUCCCUCUGUGUUUACUGAUAGGUCCUCAAACUGCCCCCAUCCCUCUGUGUUUACUGAUAGGUCCUCAAACUGCCCCCAUCCCUCUGUGUUUACUGAUAGGUCCUCAAACUGCCCCCAUCCCUCUGUGUUUACUGAUAGGUCCUCAAACUGCCCCCAUCCCUCUGUGUUUACUGAUAGGUCCUCAAACUGCCCCCAUCCCUCUGUGUUUACUGAUAGGUCCUCAAACUGCCCCCAUCCCUCUGUGUUUACUGAUAGGUCCUCAAACUGCCCCCAUCCCUCUGUGUUUACUGAUAGGUCCUCAAACUGCCUCCAUCCCUCUGUGUUUACUGAUAGGUCCUCAAACUGCCCCCAUCCCUCUGUGUUUACUGAUAGGUCCUCAAACUGCCUCCAUCCCUCUGUGUUUACUGAUAGGUCCUCAAACUGCCCCCAUCCCUCUGUGUUUACUGAUAGGUCCUCAAACUGCCCCCAUCCCUCUGUGUUUACUGAUAGGUCCUCAAACUGCCCUCAUCCCUCUGUCUUCAUUGGUAUGUCAUUGUCAGUGCAGGCCCAGCCAAUAAGCGACAUAUGCAGCCGCUUAGGGCCCCGCAGCUGCUAGGAAGCCCCCGACCCCCAAAAAGACCUGGUUAGGGUACCUCUGCAUUCACUAGUACGGGAUCGAACUACCCCCACUCCUCUGUAUGUACUAGUAUGUCAUCACAAUCCAAACUCGUCGUCCUAAACUGCCCCAAUCCCUCUGUAUUCACUGGUAUGUCCUACAAUCCCUCUGUGUUCACUGGUAUGUCCUACAAUCCCUCUGUAUUCACUGGUAUGUCCUACAAUCCCUCUGUGUUCAAGUUUAAGUUUAAACUUUACUGCCUCAGAUGGAAAUUUGUUUUGCAGCAAUAGUCAAACAUAAAAGACAUAACAAAAUACAUUGACAAAUGACAGGGACUACAUAGGUGAAUACAUAGGUGGGUACACUGAAUGCAAUAGACUGAAUACACCAGUUGACUAGUCCCUGACCAUGUCAUUGUCCUGAACUGCCCCCAUCCCUCACUGGUACGUCAUCACCAAUCACCAUCCUUAGAUAAACAACAGAUGAAACAGCCUAUUGUAUGUCACAUGUACAAUUAUUAGUUCAAUAUGAGGGGAGAGAAACCUCUUCCUCCUUGUGCUAAUUAGAGAAAAGAUGUUUAGCUCUGGGGUUAUUACCGUGAUUACCAUCUUUAAUUAUAAGGUGUUAUAACCUCCAUGAAGUGUUUACUCCAUCCAUCUAGUAGCUUCUCAGUCUCCUUCCUUAAGGCGGAGAUGGAGGAGGUAAUUGUAUAGUAAUGCUUUAAUAUGAAGUUGGAGCAGCUGGGCUGGAGGAGACGACAUGGGAGAAGAGGAUACAGUGCAUUCGGACCCCUUGACUUUUUCCACAUUUUGUUACGUUACAGCCUUAUUCUAAAAUUGAUUAAAUUGUUUUUUUCCCCCUCAACUCAUCUACACACAAUGCCCCAUAAUGACAAAGCAAAAACAGGUUUUUAUACAUUUUUGCAAAUGUAUUAAAAAUUAAAACCUGAAAUAUCACAUUUACAUAAGUAUUCAGACCCUUUGCUCAGUACUUUGUUGAAGCACCUUUGGCAGCGAUUACAGCCUCGAGUCUUCUUGGGUAUUACGCUACAAGCUUGGCACACCUGUAUUUGUGGAGUUUCUCCCAUUCUUCUCUGCGGAUCCUCUCAAGCUCUGUCAGGUUGGAUGGGAGUGUCGCUGCACAGCUAUUUUCAGGUAUCUCCAGAGAUCGGCCUCAAGUCUGGGCUCUGGCUGGGCCACUCAAGGACAUUUAGAGACUUGUCCCGAAGCCACUCCUGCAUUGUCUUGGCUGUGUGCUUAGGGUCGUUGUCCUGUUGGAAGGUGAACCUUCGCCUCAGUCUGAGGUCCUGAGUGCUCUGGAGCAGGUUUUCAUCACGGAUCUCUCCAUUCAUCUUUCCCUCGAUCCUGACUAGUCUCCCAGUCCCUGCCGCUGAAAAACAUCCUCACAGCAUGAUGCUGCCACCACCAUGCUUCAUCGUAGGGAUGGUGCAAGGUUUCCUCCAGAUGUGACGCUUGGCAUUCAGGCCAAAUAAUUUAAUCUUGGUUUCAUCAGACCAGAGAAUCUUGUUUCUCAUGGUCUGAGAGUCCUCUAGGUGCCUUUUGGCAAACUCCAAGUGGGCUGUCAUGUGCCUUUUACUGAGGAGUGGCUUCCGUCUGGCCACUCUACCACAAAGGCCUGAUUGGUGGAGUGCUGCAUAGAUGGUUGUCCUUCUGGAAGGUUCUCCUAUCUCUAGGAAGAGUCUUGGUGGUUCCAAACUUCUUCCAUUUAAGAAUGAUGGAGGCCACUGUGUUCUUGGGAACCUUCAAUGCUGCAGACAUUUUUUGGUACCCUUCCCCAGAUCUGUGCCUCAACACAAUGCUGUCUCGGAGCUCUAUGGACAAUUCCUUCGACCUCAUGGCUUGGUUUUUGCUCUGACAUACACUGUCAACUGUGAGACCUUAUAUAGACAGGUGUGUGCCUUUCCAAAUCAUGUCCAAUCAAUUGAAUUUACCACAGGUGGACUUCAAUCAAGUCGUAGAAACAUCUCAAGGAUGAUCAAUGGAAACAGGAUGCACCUGAGCUCAAUUUCGAGUCUCAUAGCAAAGGGUCUGAAUACUUAUGUAAAUAAGGUAUUUCUGUUUUAUUUGUAAUAAAUUAGCAAACAUUUCUAAAAACCUGUUUUUGCUUUGUCAUUAUGGGGUAUUUUGUGUAGAUGAUGAGGGGGAAACGCAACAAAAUGUGGAAAAAGUCAAGGGGUCUGAAUACUUUCCGAAUGCACUGUAGGGGGGAGGUCACUGACCGACAGCCCAUCCACAGCCCCUCUCUCUCCCUUGCAAAUGCACUAUGCUGCAUUUGUGUCUUGCUUAAUUUACACACUCGCUAGGUUCCAAUGUCCAUACAUUCCCAAAACGUUACUUCAUUCUAAGUGUUAUGCAAGUGUUUUAUUUUGGAACUCCUUACUCUGGAUUUCUUCUCAUCCUCGUCCCCUUUACGCGACUCGGUCCUCUCCGUUCCAAUCGUCUCGACCUCUCGCUUCCAGGGUCCCUAUCUCUUUCCUCUCCCUCGCCUUCCCGUCCCUCCCCCACUUCUCCUUCUCUCCUCGUCCCCCCCCGCCGCUCCUUCUCGUUUCCCUCUCCCCUCACCCCUUUCCCGUUCCCUCUCCCCUAACCUCCGGGUCCGCCCCGGGAGCCUUUCCCUCAGCCCCUACCUCUCUCUCGUCCUCCUCUCGUCUCCCCUGCCCCGUCCCUCCCCCUUCCUGCCCUGUCCCCUCUACCUCUACGUCAGUCCCUUUCCAUUAGAUCUCCUGUUCCCCCCCUCCCACUGCUCCGGUCCCCGCCCAAAGGUUUCCCUACUGUUCCUCUUCCCCUCAAAAGUUUCCUCGGGGCCCUCUCCAACUAUCUUCGAGUUCCCACUUCUAGGCCAAAAACGAACCCCCGACGCAAAGAAGGAAAAUCGGCCCCCUACCUCUCAUCUACUUUUCCACUCCAUUACCUAAUCCCCCUCUUCCUUUCUCCUUUCCCUUCUCCUCAGUUCCUCUCUAUCUGUCCUCGCUCCUCCCCCCUGUUCCCCCUCUCCUCCCUCUACUCUCUUCCCCCUCUCUCCCUCCUCUUUUUCCCCUCCUUCUCUCUCCUCUUCCCCUCUUUUCCCCCCUUCCCUCUAUUUCCUUCCUCUCCCUAUUACGUCCCUCCCUCCCUACUUCCCGCUAUCACCCGGGCCCCCCCCCGCGACCGCGCUCCGGGCCCGCCCCCCCCCGGGGCCCCGGGGCCCGAGCCUCUAGCCUGUUCCCCUCUCCCGACUCCGUCUCCGUUCCCUCUGCCCAAACCGGCCGCGGUCCCCCCCAUCCUCCCGGAAGCCGCACGCGGGCCGGGGCCCCCCCCGCGGCGGGCGCGGGGGCCCCCGCGCGCCCGGAGGGCGGGGGCCGGGGGGCCCCCCCGGCCGCGACGGGGGGCCGGGGGCCCCGGGGCCCGGGGGGCCCGCGCCCCCGGCGAGAGAGGGGGGGGGGGCCCCCGGCCCGGAAGAGAGGGGAGAAGGGGGGGGGGCGGAAGGAGGAGAGAAGGGGCCCAGGCAAGCGGGGGGCGGGGCCCAGGGAAAGGAAGAGGGGAGAGAGGGGAAAGGAGAAAAAGAGAGGGGCUAGCGAGAGGGAAGAUUCAGGAAACAAGAGGAGAGGAAGCCGGAAGAGAAAGAGAAGGAGAGAGGGAAAAAAAGGAGGGGGGACGAAGAGAAGAAGAAGGAAGGAGAAAAGAGGAAAAGCAGAAGAGAGAGGGGGGAAACCUAAAAAAAGGGCCCCAAAAAAAAAAAAAAAAGGCCGGAAAAUAAAGGUUUUUCCUCUAUUUUAUUUUUUCCCCUUUAUUUCCCCAUUCCACCCUCUUUUUUCCCUUUUAAUUUCCUCUUCCCCUUCCUUUUCCUUUCCCUUCCCCUACUUUUUUCCCUUUCCCCUCUUCCUUUCUUCUCUUCCUCUCCCUUACUCUUUUCCCUUCCCUCUCCUUAUUCUUUCUACUUCCCUUCCUUAUUUUUCUCUGUUCCCUCUUUAUUUCUCUGUUCCCCCCACCCCCGCCCCCCCCGGGGGGCCCCCCCCCCCGGGGCCCCCCCCCCCCCACCCCCCGGGGGCCCCCCGACCCCGGCCCCCAACCCCGGCCCCCAAAGCGCCGAAGAGCCCGGCGGCAGGGGAGCCCCCGAGGCCGGAAAGGACGGAGGACCGGGGGGAAAAAACCCCCCUUUCCCCUCCCCCCUUUUUUCCCGGCCCCCCCCCCCCCCCCCCCCCUUUUAAAAAAGGGGGGGCAAAAAAAAACCCCCCCCCCUUUUUUUAAAAACCCCCCCCUUUUUUUUCCCCAAAACCCAAAAUUUUUAUUUGAAAAGUGGAGGAGGGCCCGGGGAAAACCCCAGGGUUUCGGGAAACCCAAAACCCUGGGGCCCACCCGGGGCAGACCCCCCAAACCCGACCAAAGGGGCCCCAAAAAAAACCCCCGGGGCCCCCCCAAAUAUUCUUUUUCCCCCCCCUAUAUUUUCCUGCCCUUUCCAAUUUUCUUUCCCUUUUCCCUUCUUUUCCCCCCCCUUUUCCCCCUAUCAACCCUUUUUAAAAAAAUUUUACCGGUAAGUCCAAAAAAAAAAACCCCAAAAAAAAAGAGGGGGGAAAAAGGCCCCAAAAAAGGGGGUAAAAAAAUAGCUUUGGGAACAAAAAAAAAAAAAACAAAAAAAGGGGAUCCCAAACCCCCUGGGGGCCCCCCAACCCUAGCCCCUUUAAAAAAAAAGUUUUUAAAAAAAAUGAAAAAUAAAACCCUUAAGGUUAAAUUUCCCCAAAAAAAUUUUCCCUUCCCCAAAAACCCCGGGAAAAAGGGGGAAAAAAGGGGGAAAAACAAAAAGAUUUUGGGGGGGAAAAAAAAAGAAAAAAAAACCCAAAAAAAACCCGGCCCCAAGAAAAAAGGGGGGAAAAAAAAAAAGGGGGGCCCCCAAAGAAAGGGGGGGGAAAAAAAAAAGAAAAAAAAAAAAGGGGGGGGAAAAAAACCCCAAAGAAGAAAAAAAAUAAAAGGGGAAUAAAAAAGGGGGAAAAAAAACGAAAUUGAAAAAAAAAAGGCCCAAAAAAAAAAAAAAAAAAGGGGGGGCCCAACCCAAACACCCAAGGGGGAAAAAAAACGGGAAAAAAAAAGGGGGAAAAAAAAAAAGAAAACCCCCCCCGAAAAACCAAAAAACCCCUUUUUCCCACCCACCUCAGAAUUUGAAAAAAAAAACCCCGCCCCCCCAAAAAAAGGGGGGUUAAUCCAAAAUUUAUAAGCCCGGGUACUAAAAAAAAUUUUCCAGUGAAAACCCAAAAACAGGUUCAAAGACCCGGCCUUUCGGUUUUCCCCUUCAAAAAGGGGGGGGGAAAAAAAAAAAAAAACCCCCAAAAGAAAAAAAAAAAAAAAAAAAGCCCCCCCAAACCAAAAACGUUUCCCUCCCCCUCCCCAUUUUCCCCUUUCCUUUCUUUCCCCUUCCCCCUUCCCUUUUCCACUUUUUUCCUUAUCCCACCUUUCUUCGGUUCCCUCCCCCCUUCUCCCCCUUUCCUGUUUUCCUUUCUCCCUUCCCCACCCCUUUCCCUUUUUCCUAUUUUUCCCCUCCCCCUUAGUCAUUUCCUCCCACUCUACUCCGCCUUUCCCUCUCUUCCACCUCAUUUCCCCCCUUUCCUUUCUUGUUUGGGUUGGGGGGGGGGGGUUUUGUUUUUUUUCCUUUCUUUAGGAAAACCUUAUUUUGGUUGCGGGAAAUCAUUUUAAAUGGAAAGGAAAACCAAAUUGUUUUUUUUUUCCUUACAAAAAAAUUUAAAAUUUUAAUUAAAGGGUGGGAAAAAAAAAAGGGUUUAUUUUUUUUUAAAGGGGUAAGGGAAAAUUUUUAACCUUCUUUUGGGUUAGGUUAACAUAAAACAAAUUUUUCCCUGACUGUUCCUUUAAAUACAAGACUAUUCCGAAAGACCGCCAGGCUAACUCGUCCUCUAUCUCUUUUUAGAUAUCUACAAUCUUAAUUCCUUUCCCCUCUAUCUCUUCCUCUAUCUCUCUUCUAUCCUUCUAUCUUAAAGUAAUAUUCUCCUUAUAUCUCCUAAUUCUUCUCUUCUCAUUUCUCCGCUCCUCCCUUCUAUCUUCUUCCGUUCCUUAUUCGCCUCUCUCUUUCCUGUUCUCCUCUCUCCCUCUUCUCACCUCUAUUCUGUCCUCUUCUCUUCUCUCUCCUGCCUUCCUCUCUCCAUCUCUCUUCUCUACUCUCCGCUCUCCUCCAUGUUUCCAGAUUAUGCCCUGUGUCAUCCCAGCCAGCUGCUCAAGUCCAGCUACUUCUUCUUCUUCCAGCUGCCUCGUUUCCCAGAGCUCAUGCUCUCCAUCAAUGAUUUUAAGGUGAAAUGUGGGUGUGUCGAGGGGGAGGGGUAAUGGUUGUGAUGGCUGUUUCUCAAGGAGUCUGUGUAUGGCAACAAUUUAUGGAUUGUAGUGGUUGCAGGCAACCUAUCAUUUUAAAUGGAGCAAGAAAUAUUUGCUACAAUUGUUUUUUGUUAUUGGCAAAAACAAGAAAUUGUUCUUCCUGGUAGCUAUCAUUAAUCAAUCAAAUUGAUCAGGUAAAAAAAAAAAAAAAUGCGUUCUCAUUUUUACUUUGUUGCAAAUGAUAGGGAGAGUGACAGCAGUAAAUCGUUGUGCCUAAGUCCUUCUCAUUUGAGUGUAGGUCAUCUCACAGUAGUCAACACAACAACCAUCCCAUUUAUAGGUCCUCGUCUGACCUGUAUUACUUUAACAGUGACAUAAGGGACCUUGUCUGUGCGUGCCAUCCAGAUCAAAUCACACCUUGAGCACAUUCGUACACACACACACACACACACACACACAGUCACUCACCCACCUAGUGUGUCUUUCUGUCCUCUCUGUUCUAUAGGCGCUGAAGUGCCUGUUCACCAGCCGUAGUACAGGGAUUGGGAGGAAGGGUCGAUGGCUCACUGCAGAGGACAUGGAGGCCUAUCUCUACGCCUUCUCCCAGCCAGGGGCCCUGACCGGGGCUCUCAACUACUACAGGAAUGUCUUCAGGUGAGGAAGAUUAUGAAAUGAUAAAAUUCUUCAUUAGUGAGCUCUGUAUUAGGAUGUCUCCUGUAGGCAUCCAUACUUACAGUGGGGAAAAAAAGUAUUUAGUCAGCCACCAAUUGUGCAAGUUCUCCCACUUAAAAAGAUGAGAGAGGCCUGUAAUUUUCAUCAUAGGUACUCGUCAACUAUGACGGACAAAAUGAGAGAAAAAAAUUCCAGAAUAUCACAUUGUAGGAUUUUUAAUGAAUUUAUUUGCAAAUUAUGGUGGAAAAUAACUAUUUGGUCAAUAACAAAAGUUUCUCAAUACUUUGUUAUAUACCCUUUGUUGGCAAAGACACAGGUCAAACGUUUUCUGUAAGUCUUCACAAGGUUUUCACACACUGUUGCUGGUAUUUUGGCCCAUUCCUCCAUGCAGAUCUCCUCUAGAGCAGUGAUGUUUUGGGGCUGUCGCUGGGCAACACAGACUUUCAACUACCUCCAAAGAUUUUCUAUGGGGUUGAGAUCUGGAGACUGGCUAGGCCACUCCAGGACCUUGAGAUGCAUCUUACGAAGCCACUCCUUUGGUGUGUUUGUGAUCAUUGUCAUGCUGAAAGACCCAGCCACGUUUCAUCUUCAAUGCCCUUGCUGAUGGAAGGAGGUUUUCACUCAAAAUCUCACGAUACAUGGCCCCAUUCAUUAUUUUCUUUACACGGAUCAGUCGUCCUGGUCCCUUUGCAGAAAAACAGCCCCAAAGCAUGAUGUUUCCACCCCCAUGCUUCACAGUAGGUAUGGUGUUCUUUGGAUGCAACUCAGCAUUCUUUGUCCUCCAAACACGACGAGUUGAGUUUUGACCAAAAAGUUAUAUUUUGGUUUCAUCUGACCAUAUGACAUUCUCCCAAUCCUCUUCUGGAUCAUCCAAAUGCACUCUAGCAAACUUCAGACGGGCCUGGACAUGUACUGACUUAAGCAGGGGGACACAUCUGCCAUUGCAGGAUUUGAGUCCCUGGCAGCGUAAUGUGUUACUGAUGGUAGGCUUUGUUACUUUGGUCCCAGCUCUCUGCAGGUCAUUCACUAGGUCCCCCCGUGUGGUUCUGGGAUUUUUGCUCACCGUUCUUGUGAUCAUUUUGACCCCACGGGGUGAGAUCUUGCGUGGAGCACCAGAUCGAGGGAGAUUAUCAGUGGUCUUGUAUGUCUUCCAUUUCCUAAUAAUUGCUCCCACAGUUGAUUUCUUCAAACCAAGCUGCUUACCUAUUACAGAUUCAGUCUUCCCAGCCUGGUGCAGGUCUACAAUUUUUUUUCUGGUGUCCUUUGACAGCUCUUUGGUCUUGGCCAUAGUGGAGUUUGGAGUAUGACUGUUUGAGGUUGUGGACAGGUGUCUUUUAUACUGAUAACAAGUUCAAACAGGUGCCAUUAAUACAGGUAACGAGUUGAGGACAGAGGAGCCUCUUAAAGAAGAAGUUACAGGUCUGUGAGAGCCAGAAAUCUUGCUUGUUUGUAGGUGACCAAAUACUUAUUUUCCACCAUAAUUUGCAAAUAAAUUCAUAAAAAAUCCUACAAUGUGAUUUUCUGGAUUUUUUUUUCUCAAUUUGUCUGUCAUAGUUGACGUGUACCUAUGAUGAAAAUUACAGGCCUCUCUCAUCUUUUUAAGUGGGAGAACUUGCACAAUUGGUGGCUGACUAAAUACUUUUUUCCCCCACUGUAUGUAGGACAUGCACAAAGUGAACAUGUCGAAGCUGACGGUUGUUGUGCCUCCUCAUUUUACCACAAGCGCCCUCUAAAAAUGUAAAUCAUUAAUGCCCUCUUGUGUUGGAAAUUAUAUUAUAUCUGAUACAAUAGUUUUGUGCUUUCAAGGAGUUCCUCUUGUGAAAACUCAGUGGUCUAUAUAAUAAGUCCCCUCACUGGCCAGUGGUACAGAGUUCUGGGAAUCAGACUUCAUGAUGAUAAAUAAUUGGGCUUUGGAAUAAUGUAUUCCUUUUGUUGGUUUGUUUGUUUGUUUUCUUCUAUUUGUCUUUGACAAGUUGACUCUUGUAAUGAUUCAACGUCAUUUCUCUCGCACACACACUGACAUGCACACAGUCUUGUAUAACUAACCUUAUGGGAAUACACAGUUCAGUCCCAUUCAAAAUCUUAGUUUCCCUAACCUUAACCCUAACUUUAACCUCAACCUUAACCCUACAACUAACCCUAAAACUAACCCUAGCUCUAAACCCUAACCCUAUACCUAAUUCUAACCCUAACACUAGUUCUAACCUUGACCGUAAACCCCCUAGAAAUAGCAUUUUACCUUGUGGGGACUAACAAAAUGUCCCCAGUUGGUCAAAUGUUUGUUUGUUUACUAUUCUUGUGGGCACUUCUGGUCCCCAAAAGUAUAGUUACACACACACACACACACACACACACUGAUACAUACAAACACACAACAUAGAGUGUGUGUUUUUGACAUGUGAACUCAACAUUGCAUGACUGACUUCACCAUCUGCUCUCCUUCCUUAAAGCAGCCAGUCAGUGUCUCUCAGAACAGAACAGCAUAUUUUGUUCUGCUCUGAAUUAUAUAAUAAGGAUGUCACUGACUCAUUAUUAAUUAGUUCAAGAAAUAUGCUCUAUAAAUAAAUUCAGCAAUUGGCCUCUCCAGAGAUUACAACACAGGUUACAUGGAUGUAUGUAUACCACAUGAAAAUAUAGUACUGUGAUUAAAGGUCUGCGUUGAACCAGUUUUCUGGUUCUCAGAUGCUUUUCAAUAAGAAAAUUGGAAUUGGAGUAGAUUUUUUUAUACAGUUUAUUUCCUGAAUGAAAUGGAAUUGACCUCAACCCAUAUCAGGUCUGUUGUUUAAUAUGCUCUCCACAGCUCCCUCCCACUGAGCCAGAAUGAUGUCAAGUCCCCAGUGUUGUUGUUGUGGGGAGAGAGGGAUGCCUUCCUGGAGCAGGAGAUGGCUGAGGCGUGCAGGGUCUACAUCAGGAACCACUUCCGACUCAACAUCAUCUCUGGAGCCAGCCACUGGCUACAGCAGGACCAGCCUGACAUC
Molecule: messenger RNA, 23947 nt
Organism: Coregonus sp. 'balchen'
Lineage: Eukaryota; Metazoa; Chordata; Actinopteri; Salmoniformes; Salmonidae
Source: the annotation of a GenBank genome assembly